Messenger RNA from Cyclocybe aegerita, 534 nucleotides. Lineage: Eukaryota; Fungi; Basidiomycota; Agaricomycetes; Agaricales; Hemipholiotaceae. The record is from the annotation of a GenBank genome assembly.
AUGCCGGGCUGGUUUAAAGGGAUGGAGAAUAUUAUCCGGGAGCGCAGUCUGUGGCCACAGCGGGGGCUCAACGCGCAGUGUGAGGGGUUCAAGUGUGAGCCUGGGAAGACGGACUGCUGCUGUCGACGGCUUCUAUUCACACAGCCCGAUUUCGUAAAUCAGAAGUCUCGCCUUGAAGAGUUAAUCACUUCCUGUGGUCACAUUUGUGACUUCUACCCAAAAUAUCACUGUGAACUCAAUUUCAUUGAGCAGUAUUGGGGGGCAGCAAAGCUUCGGUAUCAGAAUAGCCCCAAGACAACUGAUAUAAAGGAGAUGGAGAGGAAUGUACUUGCCUGCCUCGACAAUGUUCCUGAUGUUUCAAUCAAACAGUAUGCCAAUUGUGCUGCUCGAUUUAUCAAUGGGUACUUCCAGGGACUUACAGGCCCCGAGGCAGCAUGGGCAAACAGGAAAUAUCACGGCCAUCGCACACUUCCUGCGUCUGUUGUUGCUAAACUUAAGGAGGAGUUCUUAAAGAGGUUUGGGGGGUCCAAGUAA